AUGCAGAGAAUCAGCUGCCUCCUCACGGGAUUUGUCUUAAUCCUUGGUGUGACCAGCACUGAGCGUUUUGCCCGGUCAGGCCGCAGGGUGUGCUCUGCAGAGAUGCAGAACGGAGCCGCUUCCUAUGUGGAGUCCCACGUGCAGCCUGUCUACCAGCCCUACCUCACAACGUGCCAGGGACACCGGCUCUGCAGUACGUACAGAACCACAUACAAGGUUGCCUAUCGCCUGGCCUACAGGAGAUUUUCCCAGCCCAUCUAUAUGUGCUGCCCCGGAUGGAGACGGGCAAACGUCCACGCAGUCGGAUGCAGCAAAGCCAUUUGCAGGUUGCCUUGUCAAAACGGUGGGAGCUGUUCAGCCCCAGACAGAUGCACCUGCCCCCCAGGAUGGAUGGGGAAAUCCUGCCAGACAGACGUGGAUGAAUGCACUGGCCCGAGCCACGGCUGCAGCCAGCAUUGUGUCAACACGCCUGGGAGCUACGGCUGUGCCUGUCGGGCUGGGCAAAGGCUCUCCGCCGAUGGGAAAUCAUGCCAGGCUUCGGAACCACCCACUGAGACAGAGGCCUCCCCCGCCCUCAACCGAUCAGGCGCCUCCAGUGAAAUGAAGGAAGAAAUGCAAGCCCUCCGGAGCCGGGUGGAAGUGCUGGAGCAGAAACUCCAGUUACUGUUGGCUCCAUUCCAUAACCUCAUGCCAUCGGCAGCAGAUGACGUCAGCACAGACCCCAUCAGCCAGCUGUUCUACUCCCUGCGGCAGCUGGAUAGAAUCGAGUCCCUGAGUGAGCAGAUCUCCUUCCUGGAGGAGCGACUGGAGACAUGUUCGUGUAAGAAUGAACGCUAA
Molecule: messenger RNA, 837 nt
Organism: Emys orbicularis (European pond turtle)
Lineage: Eukaryota; Metazoa; Chordata; Testudines; Emydidae
Gene: EGFL7
Product: EGF like domain multiple 7
Exons: 8
Coding region: 1-837 (278 amino acids)
Biological process (GO): anatomical structure development
Cellular component (GO): cell surface; extracellular region
Molecular function (GO): calcium ion binding; signaling receptor binding
Source: RefSeq, a predicted model, not a curated record